AUGUCUGGUAAUCCUUCCCUACUCAAGGUCGAAACUGCCUAUGGGCCAGUUAUCGGUUUUGAGGAUUCCGGGCAUCCCAACGGCAAAUCAGCUGUCGACCAGAGCAGCCCAAGAUUUCCUGUCAAAAAGUUCUUGGGUGUCCCCUACGCGCAAGCGGAAAGAUGGAAAAGAGCUCAGCCGCCUCCACCAUGGAAGGAGCCACUGGUCUGCCAAGAAUUCGGACCAUCCAUCCCCCAGAUUCACGUUGCCCCAUUCGAUCAGUUUUACAAUCCACCACUUCUCGCCCGGAGGGGGACCUCAAACUCAGAAGAGAAAGGUCUUUCCGUCAACAUAUUUUGUUCGUCUGAUGUGAAAGAAGGCGACAAAGUACCAGUUUUGGCUUGGGUUUUCGGAGGAGGUUUGUUGAAUGGAGCUAGCUGUGUGACGACAUACGAUCCAACGGAAUGGAUUCGACGGGAAGCCGCCAAAGGACACAAGUUUAUCGUUAUCAGUGGCAAUUAUCGGACGAACCUUCUGGGCUUCUUAGCCAGUUCUGAUUUGGCCGAAGAAGAUCCCGAGGGGCUGGCAGGCAACUAUGGUGGUUAUGACUGCAUCUCUUACUUAAAAUGGGUUCAAAAUAACAUCGCCAGGUUUGGAGGUGAUCCUGAUAAUGUCACAGCUUUUGGGGAAUCCGCGGGGGCGUUACUUCUCUCCCAUUUGAUGAUUUGUAAAGAGAAACUUUUCCGACGAGUGAUUCUUCAAUCGGGCGCCGUCCAUACCCUGCCAACGGUAUCAUGGGAAACGCACGAAAACAACUAUCAACAACUGCUCAAAAAAGCCUCGAUCAAGGCAGACAGCGGCUCUGAGCGUUUGAAAGCUUUGCGGAACCUCCCUAUCGAAGACCUCGUGACUUAUCUAUCGGGCUCCAUCCGAGAGGUCGGUUUCGCUCUUGAGAAUACGAGCUCCCCCAACGCGGUCUGGAACCACCCGUGUGUGCUUUCAAGAUUGAAAGAGGGGCAUUGGAGCCCACACAUCGAAUCUGUGAUGAUGGGUGUCUGCAAGGACGAGGGCGCGCUCCUCGCCCACAUGGCCCAAAGUCAUACCCCACCAGGAUAUGCCUUUGUCCAGAUGGAGAUGUUGAAUGGAGUCACCGCGGAUAAAUUGGCUCCGUUAUACCACAGCCCCGUCCAAGCCGAAAUCGAUUCCCCGCCGGAAGGCUCUCCCUUAGAUUUAACCCAGUGUUCGGGAAGUCAGCCUAUCGGUGAUAGGCUUUUCAAAGUCCCCAUGGAGCUCAUGCUCUGCACUUUGGACGAAACCAAGAACUUUGAGACUCAAAACCCAUUGUCGAUUUACGUUUACACCCUAGAAGGGACCGCAAAAGAAACCAAUGUUCCUGGUAGAUUCUUUGGCACUCCCCAUACUAUCGACCUAGUUUUACUCUUCAAUAUGAGCAAUUGUUGGGCCGCGGAUUCCGAAAGUGCCAAGGUUUCAGCGACCCUCGGAAAGACCUGGUACAACUUCGCGAAGGAUGGCUGUCCAGGUUUGAAUUGGCCGCAAUACCAAAGCCAACACUCACCCUACAAGCUCAUUUUCCAACAAGACGGAGAGUGCGGGAUCCAAGAUGUUAGAGAACGGCCGGAGAUUGAGAAGGAGAGGAUUAAGUUUUGGGCCGAAGCCUUGGAUCUGGCCGACUUUUGGGAGCCCCCUGUGAUCGGGAUCUUGGACGGCGCCAGUUCGACUGAUUCAUCCGAGAUGCAUCGUAACAAGUCCAAUCAGAGCAUCUAA
Messenger RNA from Puccinia triticina, 1764 nucleotides. RefSeq lists its product as uncharacterized. The record is from RefSeq and is a predicted model, not a curated record. Bases 1 to 1764 code for a protein of 587 amino acids. The transcript has 11 exons. Lineage: Eukaryota; Fungi; Basidiomycota; Pucciniomycetes; Pucciniales; Pucciniaceae.